This is a messenger RNA of Ceratotherium simum simum (southern white rhinoceros), 934 nucleotides long. RefSeq names its product lipoyl(octanoyl) transferase 2 (gene LIPT2). Lineage: Eukaryota; Metazoa; Chordata; Mammalia; Perissodactyla; Rhinocerotidae. Gene Ontology annotation, biological process: protein lipoylation. The record is from RefSeq and is a predicted model, not a curated record. Gene Ontology annotation, molecular function: lipoyl(octanoyl) transferase activity.
GCGGACGCCGCGGCGCGAUGCGGCAACCGGCGGUUCGGCUGGUGCGGCUGAGUCGGGUGCCGUACGCCGAGCUGCUGGCGCUGCAGGAGCGCUGGUUGCGGCGGCUGCAGGCCGAGCCAGGCACGGAGGCCUUGUCGGGGACUGAGGCGGGCGCCCUCCUGCUCUGCGAGCCCGCGGGGCCCGUGUACACAGCCGGGCUGCGCGGCGGCCUGACGCCCGAGGAGGCGGCGCGGCUGCGGGCCUUGGGUGCCGAGGUGCGCGCCACAGGCCGCGGCGGCCUGGCCACCUUCCACGGCCCGGGCCAGCUCCUCUGCCACCCGGUGCUCGACCUGCGACGCCUCGGCCUGCGCUUGCGCACCCACGUGGCGGCGCUGGAAGCGUGCGCUGUGCGCCUGUGCGAGCUCCAGGGCCUGCCGGGCGCCUGCGCGCGGCCCCCACCCUACACCGGCGUCUGGCUGGGAGAGCGCAAGGUCUGCGCGAUCGGAGUCCGCUGUGGAAGGCACAUCACGUCCCACGGCCUGGCUCUGAACUGUUCUACGGACCUCACGUGGUUUGAGCACAUUGUGCCCUGCGGGCUGGUUGGGACAGGCGUUACUUCCUUGAGUCAGGAGCUCCAGAGGCACGUCACUGUGGAUGAAGUAAUACCACUUUUCUUUGAGGCCUUUAAGGAGACCUACAAGUGCACGCUGAUCUGAGAGGACAGCCCCAACUGAAGGACGUUCAUGUUAUCACAGCUGAGGGGUCCUGCCUUGGAGUCACUGAAACCCAGAUUCUAGACCUGGCCCUAUCAUUCACUCAUGCGACUAUGAGCAAAUCAUGAGCUCUCAGCCAUUGUUUCCAUAUGUAUCCUGAUUUAUUUAUAUCUUCCCCACCUCAGAUAUAGUAGAUGUGAAAACAUUACGAAAAGCAACACAUGCUCUAUAAAUAAAUGUAA